This is a messenger RNA of Elephantulus edwardii (Cape elephant shrew), 4937 nucleotides long. RefSeq names its product early endosome antigen 1 (gene EEA1). The record is from RefSeq and is a predicted model, not a curated record. Gene Ontology annotation, molecular function: 1-phosphatidylinositol binding; metal ion binding. Bases 251 to 4486 code for a protein of 1411 amino acids. Gene Ontology annotation, biological process: endocytosis. NCBI's taxonomy places the organism in Eukaryota, Metazoa, Chordata, Mammalia, Macroscelidea, Macroscelididae. Gene Ontology annotation, cellular component: early endosome. The transcript has 29 exons.
CUGUCAGUUACGGGGGUGGCCCGGCGGGCGGGCAGGCGCUCGCUGACUCCCUGGCUAGCUCGCUCUCCCUCUCGCCUUCUGUGGGGACGUCGGGGCCGCCCUUUCGGCCGCCGCCACUUCGCUUCCACCUCUUGCCCUACUCCCCUUCCGGCCUAGUCUCUCCGCACGCGCACCCCCGAUUAGAGUGACCCCGCGUGGGGGCCGGUGGGUCCGGAGAGUCACCGCGGCGGCGCCGGGUGGUGGUUAAACCAUGUUUAGGAGGAUUUUGCAGAGGACUCCUGGGAGAGUGGGUUCUCAAGGUUCUGAUUUAGAUUCAUCAGGAACUCCUAUAAAUACUGUGGAUGUCAAUAAUGAAAGCUCUUCAGAGGGUUUUAUAUGCCCCCAGUGUAUGAAAUCUCUGGGCUCUGCUGAUGAACUUUUCAAACACUAUGAGGCAGUUCAUGAUGCUGGUAAUGAUUCAAGUCAUGGAGGAGAGGCUACUCUUGCUCUGAAGCGAGAUGAUAUAACACUACUCAGACAAGAGGUCCAAGACCUACAAGCUUCACUUAAGGAAGAAAAAUGGUACUCGGAAGAAUUAAAGAAAGAAUUAGAAAAAUAUCAGCGAUUGCAGCAGCAAGAGUCAAAACCUGAUGGAUUGGUGGCAGAUUCAUCAGCAGAACUACAGUCUUUGGAGCAACAAUUAGAAGAAGCCCAAACAGAAAAUUUUAAUAUCAAGCAAAUGAAAGACUUAUUUGAACAGAAAGCAGCCCAACUUGCUACUGAAAUUGCAGAUAUAAAGUCAAAAUAUGAUGAAGAAAGAAGUCUCCGAGAAGCUGCUGAACAGAGAGUGGCACAUGUAACCGAAGAAUUGAAUAGAGAGACUAGUAUAAUUCAAGAUCUGAAGACUGAGUUGCUUCAAAGACCUGGCAUUGAAGAUGUUGCUGUACUGAAGAGAGAAUUAGUCCAAGUUCAGACACUAAUGGACAAUAUGACCUUGGAACGUGAGAGAGAAUCUGAAAAACUGAAAGAUGAGUGCAAAAGAUUACAAGCAGAAUAUGCUAACUCAGAGGCCACAAUAAGUCAGCUAAGAAGCGAAAUUGCCAAAGGUCCCCAGGAAGUUGCUGUGUAUGUACAAGAAGUACAAAAACUUAAAAGUUCAGUUAAUGAAUUAACACAAAACAAUCAGAAUUUGACUGAAAAAUUACUGAAGAAAGAACUUGACUACACACAAUUGGAGGAGAAAUAUAAUGAAGAAUCUGUGAGUAAAAAGAAUGUACAGGCAAGCCUUCAUCAAAAAGAUCUAGAUUGCCAGCAGCUUCAGUCAAGAUUAUCUGUCUCUGAAACUUCACUACAGAGAAUACAGGCUGAACUUGGAGAAAAAGGAGAAGCUACCCAAAAACUUAAAGAAGAAUUAUCAGAAGUCGAGACCAAGUACCAGCAUCUGAAGGCAGAGUUUAAACAGCUCCAACAGCAGAGAGAAGAAAAGGAGCAGCACGGGCUACAACUGCAGAGUGAGAUUAAUCAAUUACACAGCAAACUUCUGGAGGCAGAACGCCAACUAGGGGAAGCUCACGGUCGGCUGAAGGAGCAGAGACAGCUUUCAAGUGAAAAAUUGAUGGAUAAAGAACAACAAGUGGCAGAUUUGCAGCUGAAACUUUCUCGUCUAGAAGAACAGUUGAAGGAAAAAGUUACAAAUUUCACAGAAUUACAGCAUCAGCUAGAGAAAACAAAGCAACAGCAUCAAGAACAACAAGCUCUUCAACAAAAUACUACUGCAAAACUCCGGGAAGCCCAGAAUGAUUUGGAACAAGUGCUACGUCAGAUUGGCGAUAAGGACCAAAAGAUCCAGAAUCUUGAAGCUUUAUUACAAAAGAGUAAAGAGAAUAUUUCCUUACUAGAAAAAGAAAGAGAAGAUCUUUAUGCAAAAAUUCAGGCUGGUGAAGGAGAGACGGCUGUUCUUAACCAGUUACAAGAAAAAAACCAUACAUUACAGGAACAAGUAACUCAGCUAACUGAGAAGCUGAAGAAUCAGUCAGAAAGUCAUAAACAAGCCCAAGAAGAUUUACAUGACCAGGUGCAGGAACAGAAGGCCCAUCUGAGGGCCGCACAAGACCGUGUCCUUUCCCUCGAAACCAGUGUCAAUGAAUUAAGUAGCCAAUUAAAUGAAAGUAAAGAAAAGGUCUCCCAGCUCGACAUACAGAUUAAAGCAAAAACAGAAUUAUUACUGUCAGCAGAAGCAGCAAAAACUGCUCAAAGAGCAGAUCUCCAGAAUCAUUUGGAUACAGCCCAAAAUGCUUUACAAGAUAAACAGCAGGAGCUAAAUAAAAUCACUACUCAAUUGGAUCAAACUACUGCAAAGUUGCAGGAGAAACAAGAACAAUGCAGUCAGUUGGAAAGUCAUCUUAAAGAAUAUAAAGAGAAGUAUUUCUCUUUAGAACAGAAAACUGAAGAGCUAGAAGGUCAAAUUAAGAAGCUGGAAGCUGAUAUUGUUGAACUUAAAGCAAGCAAGGAGCAAACUAUGCAGGAUCUACAGCAGCAAAGACGGCUGAAUGCAGAUUUAGAGCUCAGAGCCACAGAAUUGAGUAAACAACUUGAAAUGGAGAAAGAAAUUGUAUCUGGUACAAAAUUGGAUCUACAGAAAAAAUCUGAAGCCUUUGAAAAUAUUAAGCAAAUGCUUACCAAGCAAGAAGAAGAAAAAGGAAUCCUUAAACAAGAAAUUGAAAAGUUAAAUGAAGAUACAAAGAUGCAGCACACAGAAUUGAAUCAUAAAAUUCAGGCAGGAGCAACAGAACUACAAAAAGUGAAGAUGGAGAAAGAAAAUCUAAUAACAGAACUGUCUACAACAAAGGAGAAGUUAUCGAAAGUUUCUGAUUCCUUGAAAGAUUCCAAAAAUGAACUUGAAAAGGAAAAUCAAAAAGGGAAAGCUGCUCUGUUAGAAUUGGAAAAAUCUUGCAAAGAGUUGAAACAUCAACUUCAAGUACAGACAGAAAGCACAGUUAAAGAACAAACUGAACUGAAAAAGUCACUGGAAAAAGAGAAGGAGAUGUCUCGCCAAUUGAAGGUGGAGCUUGAGUCAAUGCUAGGCCAAGUUGUACAAGCUCAAAAUACUUUAAAACAAAAAGAAAAAGAAGAGCAACAACUUCAAGGCAACAUAAAUGAGCUAAAGCAAUUGACUGAACAGAAGAGGAAGCAAAUGGAAGCUCUUCAAGGCGAAAUCAAGAUUGCUGUUUCACAGAAGGCAGAGCUUGAGAAUAAACUACAACGGCAGGUAAAACAGGCAGCACAGGAGCUCACAGAAGAGAAAGAAAAAAUGUCAGUGUUACAAAACAGCUAUGAAAAAAGUCAGGAAAAUCUGAAACAGCUUCAAUCAGAUUUCUAUGGGAAGGAAUCUGAGCUUCUUGCCACAAGGCAGGAUCUUAAGACUGUAGAGGAGAAGCUUUCUCUAGCACAAGAGGACUUGAUUUCAAACAGAAAUCAAAUUGGAAGUCAAAAUAAAUUGAUUCAAGAACUGAAGACUGCCAAGGCUACUUUGGAGCAGGAUUCAGCUAAGAAGGAACAGCUAUUGAAGGAGCAGUGUAAAACACUACAAGAUGUUCAAAAAGAGAAGUCACUGAGAGAAAAAGAACUAGUAAAUGAAAAAUCUAAAUUGGUAGAGGUAGAAGAAAUAAAGUGUAGACAGGAAAAAGAAAUUACUAAACUAAGUGAAGAACUUAAGUCUCACAAGCAAGAAAGCAUAAAGGAAAUAACAAAUCUCAAGGAUGCCAAACAGCUUUUAAGUCAGCAGAAAUUAGAGCUUCAAGGCAAAGUAGAUGCGCUGAAGGCUACUCUUGAACAGGAGAAGAAAAGCCAGCAAGUGCUAAAAGAGCAGGUGAAAAAGGAAGAGGAUGAGCUGAAGAAAGAAUUCACUGAGAAGGAAGCCAGACUGCAUUCUGAAAUCAAAGAAAAAGAGUCAGGAAUCAAGAAACAUGAAGAAAAUGAGAUUAAAUUUACCAUGCAGAUUACUGCAUUAAAUGAGAACUUAGGGACCGUAAAGAAAGAGUGGCAGUCCAGUCAACGGAGAGUCGGCGAGCUUGAGAAGCAGACAGAUGACCUGCGGGGUGAAAUCGCAGUGUUGGAGGCAACGGUACAGAAUAAUCAAGACGAAAGGAGAGCACUCCUAGAAAGAUGUCUUAAAGGUGAAGGUGAAAUAGAAAAGCUUCAGUCCAAAGUAGUAGAGUUGCAGAGAAAGCUGGAUAACACAACUGCAGCAGUGCAGGAGCUGGGCAGAGAAAAUCAGUCCCUUCAGAUCAAACAGACACAAGCAUUGAAUAGAAAAUGGGCUGAAGACAAUGAAGUACAAAACUGUAUGGCUUGUGGGAAAGGCUUUUCGGUAACAGUGAGACGGCAUCACUGUAGACAAUGUGGAAAUAUCUUCUGUGCCGAGUGUUCAGCCAAAAAUGCCUUAACUCCUUCUUCCAAGAAGCCUGUUCGCGUCUGUGAUGCAUGUUUCAAUGACUUGCAAGGAUAAUGGAUUAUAACAGCAUCAGUAAUAUUACACUAAUAAUAGAUAUUUUAAUAAAUGCACCUAAUAGAGUACUCAGACUGCUACUUGAUUUGGACAGUGUUUGCAAUACCAGACCAAAUUAGAAUCCAUAUAUUUUGAAAUGUUACCAGUAUGAAGUAAAUCUCUUCUAUUUUUGUGAAACUUGGGCUCAUCUUUCAUUACUUCUUUUCAUUUAACCCCCAGAAGAGCUUUCAUGCCAAGUUUAGAGUUAGCUGAUGAAUGUAAAUAAACUUUGGACAGAAAAUAGCAAUGUAUUUUUUUAAAUAUAAGUUCCUUGUUCAUAAAUAACAUGAAUAUAAUUCCAUAGCUUACUUCUUUGUCCAAAUUUAAGGAAAUUAUUGUAUUUGAAUGGUGUUAUCACUUCUGUUUGUUGCACAGUAACACAUUAUUAUAUAAAAUAUUCUCUUUAUGAAGU